Molecule: messenger RNA, 1382 nt
Organism: Saccostrea cuccullata (small rock oyster)
Lineage: Eukaryota; Metazoa; Mollusca; Bivalvia; Ostreida; Ostreidae
Product: myb/SANT-like DNA-binding domain-containing protein 4
Exons: 2
Coding region: 374-838 (154 amino acids)
Source: RefSeq, a predicted model, not a curated record
CCCGUGCUAUCUAGCGCUAUUAUUCUCAUUCACUCAUAGGGUUUGAAUAAGGUCCGUUAUAGUUUUAGACUUCGGGGUUUACACACUACAGCAAUGAGCAGAAAAAGGAACCCAAACUUUAGUGAAAUGGAACUCCAAAUACUUUUGGAUAAUGUGGAAAAAAUAAGGAAAUUAUUUUUAGCAAACAUUCAAAUGUUGUAACCAAUAUUUCCAAAAACGAGUUUGGGAGGGGAUUUGUGAAAAGGUGAAUGCCGUGUCUUCGGGACACACUAGAACCGUAGAUGAACUUCGAAAGAAAUGGUCAACCUAUGCCAGUGACACGAAAAAGAGGAUUUCCUCAAAUCGGAAAGAGUCAGUGAAGACCGGGGGAGGAAUGGCACCUCCCAAGCUUACGCCGCUUCAAGAUAAAAUUGUUGGUAUUAUAGGGCCCACGGCGAUCGAGGGAAUUUCAGGAGGUUUAGACACUUGUGGGGAAUUCGAGGAUGCAUGCAGCAGCCUCAGCUCUGCUUCAACUAUAAGUUUACAAGAUAAACCAUCUACCAGUGGGAACAAUGAAAUGGAUCCACCCAAAAAAGUGUCCUCCAGGAAGCGCCAUAUACAGGAUGAGGACAAUCAAAGCUCCCAAAGAUUAGUCGCAAUUGAAGAGGAGAGACUUCUCGUAGAGAAGGAGAGACUUUCUAUUGAAAAGGAGAGACUUGAAGUGGAAAAGCAGAGACUUGAAAAUGAGAAACAAAAAUUAAUCAUAUCACAACAACGUCAUCAAAUUUAUUUAGGGCAGUUAGGUGUUCAGUUUACAUGUAUACCCCAAGGUGCUGACACGAGCAUCGCACAUGAGUAAAAUGUAAUAAACAAGUAUUGCAGACUUAGUCAUAUAAAAUAAAACAAUGAAAAUAUUCAGGUAUAAAAUAAUUGUAUGCUUCUUAAGAAUGAACCUACAGGUAUUUCUAGAUUUUCGAUAUACAUGCAUGCAUGAUGAUUUUUAAAAGACAAAUGUACUAAGCAUAAGCUAGACAAUUGCAAUCAGCCAGGCAUUCAAUGUCUGAAAAAUUCAUUUACUAGUCGUAAUCUGACAUUUGCUCCGUCACCAUUUAAAUUCUCAGCGAAUUGUUGAGCACGUAUGUGUCCAUUAUCGUGGGGAUCACAUCCUUCAGGGAGUGGGAUUCUGUCGAUGAUGCACAUGUUGUGUAGCACUGCUGUGGCAACAAAUAUUUUGCACACCUUGUCGGGACUGUAUAGAAGUGUUCCGCCGCUACUGUCCAGGCACCGGAAACGAGCUUUAAGCACACCAAAAGCCCUUUCUAUCACGUUUCUUGUUCGAAUGUGGGAUGUGUUGUAUCUCUCUUCAUCUUGAGAAUUUGGGUUUAACACGGGUGUUAACAGCC